AACGCCGCUAACCUCCUUCAAGAGCUUCAGAACCCUAAAACGCACCAAAACCCUUCGUCUCGCAUCACAGAAAAAUGACGCAGAAAGCAACCCUCUUCAAAGGCCAGCAGAAGAGAAAAACGAUUCCUCCUAGUCGCCAUGGAAAAGCUCCCAAAACUCGCAAAGGAAAGCGAGUUGUGAAGCCUGCUACUGUCACAAAGGAGAUGGACUCUGAUCGUGAUUUGAGCAAGUUCAUCAACUACUGCAAUGAGGUGAAAGCAGCCACUGCUGCUAACAAAGAAGGUGGUCAAUUGAGUAUAGUCAAACAUGACACCGAGGGUGCAAAAAAGAAGUAGUGUGUAACAAAAUUUUGGAUUAUGAUUAAUGUAUUAAGUGAUCUUAUUAAAAUUGUAACAAUUGUUUUUUUU
This is a messenger RNA of Lactuca sativa (garden lettuce), 407 nucleotides long. Its product is annotated as 2,3-bisphosphoglycerate-dependent phosphoglycerate mutase. The record is from RefSeq and is a predicted model, not a curated record. NCBI's taxonomy places the organism in Eukaryota, Viridiplantae, Streptophyta, Magnoliopsida, Asterales, Asteraceae.